AUGGGAGCUCGCCUUUUGGACACGAUAGAGGGGGAUAUCCCACAACCUCUGGUUCCGAAGCCUACAGAAACUCCCAUCGAGAGUACUCGAAAACAAAUUGAACCAGGCACGCCCCAACCGCGCACUAUCCAAGCAAAACCAAAGAGGAAACUCAUCGAAGAUGCCGAAACUUCUGGCAAUGACGAGAGUUGGAAAGGGAAACGCAGACGACGUCGAGGUACCGUGCAAAGACCCGUCCCUUACCAAACGAGAUUCAAAGCGAAAUUCCAAAACGGGACAUCUGCUGUGGACAGCGAAGCUAGUAGCGAGGAUGCACCAGAAAUCAAAGACCUUGUCUCAGCACGCACACGGUCAAGCAUGUCCAAAUCUCAACCCAAUUCCACGAAGGAUAAAAAGAGAUCCAAGAAGAAGACAAAGAAGUAA
Penicillium cosmopolitanum is the source of this 423-nucleotide messenger RNA. RefSeq lists its product as uncharacterized. The coding region runs from base 1 to 423 and encodes 140 amino acids. The record is from RefSeq and is a predicted model, not a curated record. The transcript has a single exon. Lineage: Eukaryota; Fungi; Ascomycota; Eurotiomycetes; Eurotiales; Aspergillaceae.